Messenger RNA from Parnassius apollo (apollo), 4440 nucleotides. NCBI's taxonomy places the organism in Eukaryota, Metazoa, Arthropoda, Insecta, Lepidoptera, Papilionidae. The record is from the annotation of a GenBank genome assembly.
AUGGAAUUGGUAAAUUAUCACAUCGAGCGUAGGAAAACUCUUCCUCGGAGAAAUGCUUCACUGGAAUUAGUACUACGAGUGCAGUCAGCUGUUACUGAGACAACGAAUACUUCCACUAUUCAGAGUUCCAAUAAAAGAAAAAGUUUAUUAAUUGCAUAUGAAGAUAAAGUUGACAGGCGAGAAACAUGUGCUUGCAUAAAGAAUGAAAAUAUACUUAUGAAGGUAAAAGUUCUAAAAUCCUUGGGUUUGAUCAAAAGUCACUCUCUUGAUGAAAUACUUUCCUUAAUUUUAUGUAAUCCAAAAUCAAGAGAAUGCUCCUAUGGAGAAUGUUCUACUUGUGAAAAGAAGUCCUUAGAAUUCAACUUAGAUGAGACAAAUCUAGAAGACAUUGUGAAAUGGAAAGAAUGGUCGAUGCAAAAACAUGAAUAUACUGAUAAGAACAUGUACUCAACAAAAAAGUGCAUUACGCCGAAAAGGAAAUUUUCUAUUGGAGCAGUUGUACGUAAGCCAAAAAAUAGUUAUGAUAGUAGCACAGAUACAGAUAUUGAUGAACAAUAUUCCCUGCAUAAUUCUUCAGAAAAUGAGUGUUUUAUUUCUGAUAGUGAAAAGGAACAGAUUCAUGAAGACAAUGGCAUGGAAUUAAAAAAUAUCGAUUACAAUAAUAAUAUGAAGCUAAAAUGGCAAAGAACGCAAAAAAUAAUGGCUUUGGUACCACCUGAAAAAGCAGCUUCUUCAGAUAGCAGCAGUGCCUCUGAAGAAGAAAUGUUGUUUCAGAAGCCCAAUGAUGAUGAUGACGAUUUGACGUAUUGUAGUUCUGAACCGAGAUCAUAUCCAUCAUCUUUAGAUUGCAUGCACAUUUUCUCAAGUUCCGAUGAAGACGAAAAUGUUGAGCCUGAAAAUGUAGGACUAGCACGAGAAAACCCAAUUUUAUCCGAUGAAGAUACCGGUCCACUAUCUCCUGUUAUUCAAGAAAUGUUUCCUACUGGUCAACCUCAACAACAACUCCCUUUCAUGCUACAUUCAGUUUCAUCCGUUUUGUCACCAUUAGACUCGCCAGCUAAUAAAACUUGUUCAAAAAGAGCAGCUAAUACUACCAAGCGAUGGUAUAUGGCAUUAUUUGCUCAAUCACUUGAUAUUUGUGUGAACAAUGCAUGGCUUACUUAUAGAAGAGAUCGUCCAGCUGAUAAGAAAAGUCUCCCUCUUAAAGUAUUCCGUGUAGAGCUAGCAAAUGAACUGUUACAAUUUAACAGGAUUCGGCAGUCAGAUGCAAAAGAAAAUGAGCCUACUGUAAAGAUAAAGACUCCAUCAGCCCCAAGACCACCGGAUUCUGUGCGAUAUGACAGUGUUGGUCACUUACCAACAUUUGUACCGCAAGAAUUAUAUUCACUGGUAAGUAUAAUUACUGUUUUGGUACAUAUUUUUGGUUUUCUUUGUAAAAAUAAGGCGUACUAUGUAAAAAAUGUAAAGGGACGCGGGUGUCCCUAUAUGCAUCAAGGGAGGCUGGCUUCAAGCGGACCAUGUCUUCCAAUCGACGUAGAGAGUUUUCAUUGCGGCGAAAUUAUAGAAUUCUUGAUGGCUGACUACAGCGACGAUGAGGAGGGUUUAGUCCUUGAUGAAGAGGAUCAAACUUUUUUAGAGCAAGAUAUAGACACGGGUAUUUCAACUGUUGAAAUUGAACCGGGGUCAGCAUCUCCAGAAGAGAAUAUUAUUGAAAAUCAACAGCCUAGUUCUAAUGUCCCUUAUUUCUACUGGCGAAAAAAUUCAUAUUCUCCGCAUAAUUUUUGUGAAAUGGAAGAGUAUAACUUCGGCGAGGUGCACAUUUUUGAUCAAACUUCUGAUACGGAACUGACUCCUGUAAAAAUUUUCAAUGCGGCUACAGGCUUCGAAAAAUUAGUAGAGGAGAUUAUUGUUCGUGAAUCCAUACGCUACGCUCAUCAAAAUGGAAGAUCUUUUACGUUGACUGAUCAAGAAGCCAAAGCUUUCUUCGGCAUGAACUUUGUGAUGGGGUAUCAUUGUUUACCUACAUUCAGGAGCUAUUGGUCUACAGAUCCUGACAUGGGAGUUCCUUACAUUGCUAAUGUGAUGCCUAUAAACCGCUUUGAAGAAAUACGUAGGAACUUGCAUUUUAGUGACAAUUCUAAUAAACCUAAUAGAACCGAUCCGUCUUAUGAUAGAGCAUUCAAAAUACGACCUGUUAUAGAUCAUUUCAACCAUGCUUUUCAAAGAGCUAUGGCUAACACCAAAACCCAGACAAUAGACGAACACAUGAUCAAGUUCAAGGGGCAUAACAUAAUGAGGCAAUACGUAAAAAAUAAACCAAUAAAAUGGGGGUUCAAGAUGUGGUGUAGGACAUGCUCUUGCAUUGGCUAUUUAUUUCAGUUUGAUUUGUAUACUGGGAAGAAAAGAGGUGGCACUGAAACGGGAUUGGGUGAAUCGGUUGUCUUGCAAUUGUCUGAAAGCUUACAGGGCAUAGGGUGUGAAAUAUACUUUGAUAUUUUUUUCAAUUCUCCUAAUCUUCAGUAUACACUGAUGAAUAAGAAUAUAAAAGCGUGUGGAACAGUGCGCUCAAACAGGAAAAAUGUACCGAAAAAUAUGCCAACAGAUAAAAAUAUGAAUCGUGGAGAUAUUUUUGUAGCCAGCAGCAAUGGAAUAUCUUUCAUAAAAUGGAUGGAUAACAAAGCCGUGUUUCUGCUAACAAAUUUUUUAUCACCCAUACCUACGACGAUAGUCAAGAAGUGUGUUUCUGGUAGUGCUGAAAAGGUGAAUGUAAUUUGCCCUGAAGCUAUAAUAAAAUAUAAUAAACAUAUGGGAGGGGUCGAUCUGAUGGACCAGAAAAAAGUAUACUAUGAAGUGGAUCGAAAAGCAAAAAUAAAAUACUACCUAAGGUUGUUUUUUGACUUACUAGAUAUUGCGAUGAAUAAUUCAUAUGUGAUUUAUUGCAAGCUGCAUGAAGCAAAACGUAUUGAAGGAACUCCGCUUACGAGCCUAGAAUUUCACCAAGUAGUAGCUCGGUCACUUAUUGGUAGCUUUUCGUCUCGACAAAGAUCUUUGUCGUCAGUUGUUAUGACGAAAAAGCGAAUUUCUUAUACACAGAAGCGCGGUACACCUUCACACGUAAUGGUGAAAAUGAAUAAGGAAGAAGAACGUAUUAUGAGACUUUUCGAAGAAGCGUCGACGGGAAGCUUGAUACCAAAUCCAUUCAGUGUUAGUGAUGAUGGUGAGUACGGAUCUGAUGGAGACUAUAAUCCUUGUAAUGAUGAAGUGAGUAGUGACAGCAGCAACACUUCCGUAAAUAGAACUUCAAGAAGAAGUAAGUUAUGUAAUCGUCCUUCUAAUAGAUCUCAACCUGUAAAUACAGCUCCAUUGCGUAAUCGUACCUUAAGUUCGAGUUCGAGCUCAUCAUCAUCUGAUGUGGACAAAACCGAAUAUUUACAGACUCAUGAGUAUCUAAAUGUGACACUUACGACUCAUUAUGAUGAGUAUCUAGAUGUGACACUUACUGAAGAUGUUCCACGUAGUCAUGAUGAUUCUAUUACUUCAUGUGAAUCUGUGCAAUCGGAAUUAAUACUCCAGACUAAUACUACCCAACCGGUCGAAGAGCAACAGGAGCCUGAUUGUAGCUCAAAUAUAACAAUGCAAGACCCAGAACCAGGACCAAGCAAUAUAUCGGAGAGGCAUAACAGGCCCAUUACACCACCUGCUACUGUAAAUUGGGAACACACAACAUUAGAUAUCCCACAAUUCAAUUUUGAUUCUACAUCAACAGGCGUCCAGUUUCAUAUUGAUGAAAAUACUUCGAUUCUCGAUGUAUUCAGACAGUUAUUUCCAUCUCAUAUUGUUAGUCAACUUAUCGAACAUACAAAUAAAUAUGGUGAGGCUCUAUGCAUUAAAAAUAUACCAAUGACAAGACAUAGUUGUAGAUACUCGUUCAGGAAAGUUGACGAAGAUGAAUUUUUUAAAUUUCUAGGACUGUGUUUAUUACAAGAACAAAUAUCUGUUCCUAAAAAACGAAAACUGUUUACCUAUUCAGAUAUUCUGUAUUAUCAUCCAAUAUUUCCGUAUGUUAUGUCACGAAAAAGAUUCGAACAAAUACUAAGAUGUCUUUACGCUUCAGACUUAAAUGCUAAAGGAAGUGCUAAGAUCAGUAGUUUUAUAGAUAACAUGUGUCAAAUAUUUCAAAAUUGUUAUAAACCUGAAAAAGAGCUUUCAUUAGAUGAAUCUUUACUGUUGUUUAGGGAAAGAUUAAAGUUCAGACAGUACAUGAAAGACAAAAAAGCUCGAUAUGGAAUAAAAUUUUACGAGUUGACGACUGCAGAAGGAUUUGUGCUCAAUAUAAUUUUGUAUACUGGGAAGACUGAUGAUCCUUCUGAUAAAGGAAAGAAAACUGAAAAUCUCGUUCUUCGGCUAAUGAGGCCAUACGGCCUCAUUAGCCGUUGUUGA